AUGGGCCGCACUCAGCUCUCCGUGGUCCUGGUCACCUUCCUCACGCUGCAGUCGUCGCUACUUGCUGCAGCCGAUGUCGUCACGUACGACUGGCGCCUGACCCCCAUUAUGACUGCGUUCGACGGCGUGCUGCUUGAAACCCUCGGGGUGAACGGUAAGCCCUGCGACGAAGCCAUCAUUGAAGUUGAACUCGGACAAGAAGUCGAAGUGCGCGUCACCAACGAGCUCUACAACGAGACGUGUCUGCACUGGCACGGCAUGAAGCAACUCGGCACGCAGGAGAUGGACGGCCCGGACAAGGCCGGCACGUUCUGGUGGCACAGCCACCACAAGACCCACAACCUCUGUCCCUGCGAGAAAGAAAUUGAUCAAGAAUUCACCGUCCAGCUCGCGGAUGUUUACCACACUGCUCCCACGUUUGGGCCGGCACUUUGGGACACCAUAGUGAUCAACAACCGCGGACGCUUCAACUGCACCGCUGCGGCGAUCAACAAUCUCACGGAAUGCUCAGACGACCAGCCGUUGGCAACCUACAACUUUCAAGCGGGGAAAACGAUGGCCCCUUUCGACUUCAGUAUCGACGACCACGAGUUCCAAGUGAUUGCAGCCGACGGGGAGCCCGUGGAGCCAACCACGCCGAUCAACUCGAUCUUCAUCAACGCGGGCCAGCGCUACGAUAUCAUCGUGGAGGCCAAGAAUGAUACCCAAGACUCCUUCUGGAUGCGUGCGAAGGGAUUGACGGGGCUUCCCUGGAUGGCACGUUCGGCUGAUACCGGAUUGCCAGGUUUCAAGGACGAAGGCCUCGCCAUCGUCCGCUACAAUGCUGCUAGCACUUCGGAGCCGACGUCGAAGCAGUGCGAGGACAUCAUUACGGUACACGAGUUCAACUUCACGCCAGUCACCCCGGCAGUGCUUCCCACUACUCCAUCAGACCGCUCCAUUGUCCAGUUCAACAUCACACAACUGGGUGGAGUUAUCUCCCUCGAUGGAGGAGAGUACAACAGCCUCCAGAUCCCCGACCAGCCGCCGCUCCUGACGAUUUCAAACGGAUCGACGACUGCUGACUUGCCAGCGUCGGCCAAUGCUCGAGCUCUUGAAUACGGCAAGCACAUCGAAGUGGUGGUGGUGAACAGCAUGAACGAACAGCACCCGUUCCACUUGCACUCGCACGCCCCGUGGGUUGUUGGAAGUGGCCAAGCGUCGGAGGAGGACAUCUACAACAACAACUUGCCUCCGUCCAAACUGGAAGGAGCCAUGAUGGCCGACAACCCGGGAGUCUGGAUGAUGCACUGCCUUAUCGAUUGGCACAUGGACAUCGGCUUGGCGAUGAUCUUCGUCGAGGGCGAGGCAGAGCUACAGGCGAAGGGACCCGAUGCAUUUUCGAGCAGUUUGCUGAGCGUUUGCAAGGUGACUCGGAAUGAGCUGAGAGAUACUCGAUAG
Phytophthora sojae is the source of this 1440-nucleotide messenger RNA. RefSeq lists its product as hypothetical. The coding region runs from base 1 to 1440 and encodes 479 amino acids. The record is from RefSeq and is a predicted model, not a curated record. NCBI's taxonomy places the organism in Eukaryota, Oomycota, Peronosporomycetes, Peronosporales, Peronosporaceae. Gene Ontology annotation, molecular function: copper ion binding; oxidoreductase activity. The transcript is spliced from 4 exons.